GCCUGCUGGUCCGCCAAGUCGCCGGCAGCCGCCGCUACAGCUGCAGCCACGCCGCCGCUGACACCGCAGAGCGCACAGUGGUCCGCCGCCAUGUUGAGCCUGAGGCUGGGUAGGGCGCUGGGCCAGCGCUGCAAGUCUUCGGCAGUGUCGCUGGAGUGUCCGAUGGCGGCUCCAGAGGCCGCGGACCAGCCGGCUGCAGAGGAGUGGAGCCGCGCGCGCCCCUACCGCCAGGUCCCCGGACCCACGCCGCUGCCCAUCGUCGGCAACACCUGGCGCUUCCUGCCGCUAGUAGGCGACUUCAGCAUCCCCGGCAUGGCGGGCGUGUGUGAGCGGCUGCGCGCGCAGUUCGGGCCCGUGGUGCGGCUAUCAGGGUUGCUGGGCCGGCCGGACAUGCUCUUCCUGUUCGACGCCGACCUGGUGGAGCGAGUCUUCCGCGAGGAGGACGCGCUGCCCCACCGUCCCUCCAUGCCGUCGCUCAACUACUACAAGCACGUCCUCCGCAAGGACUUCUUCGGCAGCGCGCCCGGCGUCAUCGCAGUGCACGGCGAGGACUGGCAGGCGUUUCGCAGCAGGGUGCAGCAGCCGAUGCUGCAGCCCAGGACUGCGCGGCUCUACGUGGCGCCCAUACAGCAGGCCGCGGAGGACCUGGUCCGCAGGUGCCGGUUGCUGAGGGCCCGUGACGUACAUCAAGAGAUGCCUGCAGACUUCCUGAAUGAGCUUCACAAGUGGUCCCUCGAAUCGAUCGGCCGCGUGGCGCUGGACGAGCGGCUGGGAUGCCUGGACGAGGACGCGCCGGCCGACACGCAGGCCCUCAUCGACGCGGUCAGCACCUUCUUCCACUACGUGGGCAUCCUCGAGCUGAAGGCGCCCUUCUGGCGCUUCUUCAGCACGCCCGCCUGGCGGCGCUACGUCGCCGCACUCGACCAGAUCACCAGCAUCACGUGGCGCCACGUGCAGCGCGCCCUGCGCCGCCUGCAGCAGCUGGACUCCAGCGGGCUGAGCGACCCGCCGCUGCUGCUGAGGGUCCUGCGGACCGCCGACGAGCGCACCGCCUGCCUGCUGGCGCUCGACAUGUUCCUCGUCGGCAUCGACACGACAUCGACGGCGGUGGCGUCGAUCCUGUACCAGCUGUCGCAACACCCAGAGGAGCAGGAGCGGCUGCACCGUGAGGUGGAAGCAGUGCUGCCAAUUGCGGGGCAGCCUGUUAGCGCCCAGCAGCUGGACCAGCUGCUCUACCUCAAGGCCUGCAUCAAGGAGACCCUCAGGUUGUAUCCAGUGGUAAUAGGCAAUGGCCGCUGUCUGACGAAGGACACCGUCAUCGCUGGAUACCAGAUACCGAAAGGGACGCAGGUGGUGUUCCAGCACUACGUGAUGGGUCGGUCGGAGCGCUACUUUCCGCAGGCGGGCCGUUUUCAGCCGGAGCGCUGGCUGCAGUCCCGUACCCACCACCCGUUCGCGUCGCUCCCCUUCGGCUACGGCCGUCGCAUGUGUCUCGGCCGCCGUUUCGCUGACCUCGAGAUACAGAUGGUCAUCGCAAAGAUGGUGCAGGCCUUCCGCAUCGAAUACCACCACGAGCCGCUGCAGUAUGCGGUGCACCCCAUGUUCACCCCGGACGGACCGCUGCGGCUACGGCUGGUGGACCGCAAAUGAACCGCUGGUCAUUGCUGCUGAGUUUUCCAGAGACGCCAUCAACUUGCCUGGCCUUUCCAGAGAGAGGGCACCUUUGGAAAUGGCCAGCACACGUCACGUCCGCUUUCGCCUUUCAUAGUGAAAGGCCGUUUACACAGCUGCGCAGUUCCCGGUAGAUUAUACUGAGCAGGAAAUUAUUGUCUCGAGAGUCACUAUAUUACGGCUCGUCACAGACCUAGCGACAGAUUAUCUGAUGAGGAAAUCAUAGUAGUCCCUUAUAAAAUCUUUGUUAGUCAUUUUCACUAUUAUCAUUAUCACCACGUUCCCAUCACUGAUUAGACACUUAACUUCAAUAUCUCUGUAGGGGAAUGACUCGUGGUGGAGAACAUAGUUAAUGCAUGUACGAAUUACCAUCUUUUGGAUAAUUGUUUGCUGUUUCAGGCCGAUCAUUGGAGAAUAGAUUUCCCAGUCGAAUCAUAUUAGGUAUUGAGAAGCAAGAGCACAGACCAGACGUCUUAAGUAGCCCCAUUAAAUAUAUCUAUUUAAUGUAAUAUAUACUGCCUUUAAUGUUUGUAUAACUUAUACUGUACUGUAAUGUAAGCUGUUUAGAAUAAAAUCAUGUGAAAACUAUUA
Messenger RNA from Schistocerca gregaria, 2262 nucleotides. Its product is annotated as probable cytochrome P450 301a1, mitochondrial. The record is from RefSeq and is a predicted model, not a curated record. The transcript is spliced from 11 exons. Bases 91 to 1650 code for a protein of 519 amino acids. Gene Ontology annotation, molecular function: iron ion binding; oxidoreductase activity, acting on paired donors, with incorporation or reduction of molecular oxygen; monooxygenase activity. Lineage: Eukaryota; Metazoa; Arthropoda; Insecta; Orthoptera; Acrididae.